GGCGGCAAAUUUAGUGGUAGCAGUCAAAGUAAAAUACCCCAGGAAGACCUUAAAAAGCAGCUGAUCAAUUCAAUAUGAGUGCUUUACGGCUAUUGACGAAACGUUUAAACUACCCAACAUUGAGUCCCGCAAGAGUACUCUUUCAUCCAAAUUUUGCCACUACACCUUUAUUUUACACUCCUCAAGACAAGAGGCAUAGCAGCAGUGAAGCACCGUCGUCUUAUUUCUUGUUUUCUCCCGAUCUUCCUCCCGUGUAUGCACUUCAAGUAUUCCUGGAGACAGUCCAUUCUUGGACUCAUCUUCCAUGGUGGGCAGUGAUUGUUGGGUCCACAAUUGCUUUAAGAAGUAUAGUCACUGUUCCUUUAGCGAUUUAUCAGAACAAACUUCUUGCUGAAAUUGAACUGCGUCAACCAACGAUUAGUAUGAUGACUGAGGCUCUCAAACACAGAGUAGUUGGAGAAUGUCGCAGAUCAAAUGUACCUCCUGAAGAAGCGGAGAGACAAUAUUCAAGAAGAAGUAGAAAGAUGAUCUCUGAGUUUUACAAGUCUGAAGGUCUCAGCCCAUUGAAGCUCUCUAUAUUGCCAUGGACUCAGCUUCCACUAUGGUUCUUUCUUUCCUUGUCACUUAGAAAUUUGGCUGGUUUCUUUCCUUGGCAAAGGAAUGCAGGUGAGGUUAUUCUUCCUUGUCCAGAGAUCACUUAUGAAGGAGUACUGUGGUUUCCAGAUCUCACUGCAGCAGACCCAACCCUGAUCAUACCUUGUGCCGUUGGUAUUUUUAAUCUUGCUAAUAUUGAACUUCAUGCCCUGCGACGACACAAUGCAACCAGAUUUCAGCGGAUGUUAACAAACACAUUAAGACUGGUAUCGGUGGGUAUGAUCUUUGUUGCAGCUCAAGUUCCAUCGGUAAGUUUCCUUACACAGUGUUUUGUAGUCCCAAGAAAACAAAACCUCUGUCUAUGAUAAAUAGGGACUCUCCUUCUUUCCCAGCUUAUUCUCUUGCACAUGACCGAAGUGAUCAGCAAAGAACAAAUAGUUUAUGUAAAACAACUGAGUCAUAUGACUAAGUGUGAUAUUUGAUAUCCUAACCCAAACCCAGUCCCCCAUUCAAUAGAGGAAUUCCUUUCUUGCCACAUUUGGCUAGGAAACCAUGUCUCUGUGCUAGUGGUUCAAAUUUCACGGUACAUUCUUUUUUGGCAGGCAAUGUGGCUUUACUGGGCAGUUUCUGCUUUCUUUGGGCUGGCUCAGAAUAUAACAUUUAAAUUCCCUGUCGUUCGCCGUCUCCUUGGUAUUCCAAAGACUCCCAGUGAGAGUCAACAUCCAGUGCAAGACUUAAAGAAUCUGUUGCAACUCAAGGGAGAAGAGUUUAUGAGAAUUCAAAGAGAAGGACAAUC
This is a messenger RNA of Stylophora pistillata, 1390 nucleotides long. RefSeq names its product cytochrome c oxidase assembly protein COX18, mitochondrial. Gene Ontology annotation, molecular function: membrane insertase activity. Gene Ontology annotation, cellular component: mitochondrial inner membrane. Lineage: Eukaryota; Metazoa; Cnidaria; Anthozoa; Scleractinia; Pocilloporidae. The record is from RefSeq and is a predicted model, not a curated record. Gene Ontology annotation, biological process: protein insertion into mitochondrial inner membrane from matrix; mitochondrial respiratory chain complex IV assembly.